Fusarium odoratissimum NRRL 54006 is the source of this 831-nucleotide messenger RNA. RefSeq lists its product as uncharacterized. Bases 80 to 679 code for a protein of 199 amino acids. NCBI's taxonomy places the organism in Eukaryota, Fungi, Ascomycota, Sordariomycetes, Hypocreales, Nectriaceae. The record is from RefSeq and is a predicted model, not a curated record. The transcript has a single exon.
CACAUCAAAAUCUUACACGUCAAAUCUCUCGAUAAACUUGUCACUCGUUUACAAGAUCCACUCGUUACAAAUAUUUAAAAUGGUUAAAUCAACUCUUUUGGCUGCCAUCCCACUGCUCAUGCUCGCCGAGCAAGUCCUUGGAUUCGGCUGUUCAACUCACAGCUUCACAACAUGCGAAGAUAAAAUAGUGCAUUGGUUCGAUCCCGACGAUGGAAUGAUCUGCGAUCCUCUCGACUGCGGCGGCGGUCGAGCACCUCCCAAGACUGGCGUGCCUGGAUGUGCCGGAUAUACCGGCACUGAGACCAUCGGAACCUCGUAUCUCUCGUGCUGGAAACCUUCGACUACGCUUGUAGCUGCAGCUGCCGAGACGACACCGGAGACAACUGUGACGGAAACUCCUGAGCCUAGUACUGUGGUUGAGGUUGAAACGAGGACUACGACGAAGCAUGUCGCAUCUGAAUCGGCUGAACCGACUGAAUCGAUUGGAAUCACGGCGGCGACUGGAUCAACUACUGUGGCUCCUGUACUGCCAUCGGAGACUAAAUCGACUGAGGAGGCUGUUUCUACUUCUACGCCCGCUGCUGCGUCUACUACUGCUGCGUCUAAUACGGCUCGAGUCAUGGAGGGUUCUUUGAUUGCCGUUGCUGGUGUUGCGCUUGGAGCAAUUGUGCUACUCUAAUCUGGUCCUAGAAGUUAACGAUUGACGGGAACAUAUUGAUAUAGGGCAAUGACUCAAAUAAUGAUGCCAAGUUUUUAAUGAUGUCAACUCUUUGGCAUGAAUAAUAUUUAAUUUUUUCACCCUAAACAAAGCUCAAAUCUUGCUUUUCGCUA